AGCAUGGAAGGAGGGUCUGCCAGAGAUUUGUGAAGACUUACCGACUUUCAAAGGCAAACAGAAAAAGGUGGGUUACCUGCGGGACGGGGGAAAGGCACGCCUCCUGGCCAAAGGAACAAAUAGCGGACCUCUUGGUGUCCUCGCCCGGUCUUCAGUCUCCGUGUCUGUUCUUGCUGGAACUUCGGGAUGUUGUAAAUGUCAGUGCUGAGAGCAACAGAUGAAGAGGCUUGAGUCGUUUUGCCUGUGAGGCAUUAUGCUGCUGGAGACAGUCGACGGUGGGUUGUGACGGCUGUGAAUCCAACAUGGAAGCGCAGAAGGAUGAAGGCCGAGGGCCGUGGUCAUCUUCGCCUCCCGCUCCCUCCAGCUCUGUCUGCUACAGGAGCGGUCUCAUACUCUUCCUCCUCUUCUUCCUUAUUAUUGGCAUCUUUGUCGGCCUGGUUAUAGCGUACCUUGUGCAGGAGCAGCAUCAUUUCAUGGAGACAGUGGAGCUCAGAGGUCUGAAGUACGACGCUGCACUGCAGGAUAAGAGCUCUGGUUUCUCCAUAGUACUGUCCUCAGUUUUAAAGUCCAGGAUUAAAAACGUCUUCACCGCCUCACCCAUAACACGUCACUUUGUCGAUUGCAGCAUUGUUGCCUAUGGUAACAUUAACGGAGAUGUGAUGGCGACGCUCCGACUCGUCUUCAGGGUGUCCAAGAUCCAGCAGUAUUCAGAAAACUUUGUUCAGGACUUGCUGAGUGCAGGACUCAGCUCAUCGAUGCACGGGAAACCGCUGGAGGUGCCGGAGUUUGGACAGAUCGACGCUGUCAUCCUGCUGGGAGCCAGUGGAAAGUCAUUUUAUGUUAUUGGAGACAGUAUGAUAGCCAGCUGUCCUGACAACACUUUCACCUGUGACAGCGGAGAAUGUGUCACUAAAGUAAACCCAGAGUGCGACUUCGUCCCAGACUGCGCAGAUGGAUCUGAUGAAGCUCGCUGUGCCUGCGGUACGCGUCCUGCCACGGGGAGUCGGGUGGUGGGCGGUGAGGACGCACGGCGAGGGGAGCUGCCGUGGCAGGUCAGCCUGAGGUUCCAUGGGCGGCACAUCUGCGGAGCCACCAUCAUCAAUGAACGCUGGCUCGUCAGCGCAGCUCACUGCUUUGAGAGGGUCAAUAACCCCAAAGAAUGGACAGCCCUGGUUGGGGCGACGCUGGUGAGCGGUGAGGAGCCAGAGUCCAGAACGAUUAACAUCAAGUCCAUAACUGUGUCUCCAGACUACAACCCCAUGACCACGGACAAUGAUGUAACUGUGCUGGAGCUGGAGACGCCUCUCACGUUCAGCUCUUACGUGCAGCCUGUCUGCAUACCCUCCCCAUCUCAUGUUUUUGCACCUGGUCAGAGCUGCAUUGUGUCCGGUUGGGGUGCCGUACACCAGUUUAGCUUCACGCUGCCCUCCACGCUGCAGAAAGCUGUGGUCAAAGUCAUUGACUCCAAGGUGUGCAAUAAGUCAUCUGUGUACAGAGGAGCGAUCACUCCAAACAUGAUGUGUGCUGGAUUCCUGCAGGGCAAGGUGGACUCGUGUCAGGGGGACUCCGGAGGACCUCUGGUGUGCGAGGGGGCCCCGGGAAGAUUCUUCCUGGCCGGGAUAGUGAGCUGGGGUGUGGGCUGCGCUCAGGUCAACAGACCUGGGGUUUAUUCCCGUGUUACCAGGCUCCGUAACUGGAUUCUAAGCCAGACUGAUCCCACCUCGGUUCAUGAUUAUGGCCAGCAUGUUCCCACAGUGACAGAGUUUAAUACCCCACCAGCACUCGGGACCUCAGCUGAUAACGUGUCGUCUGCAGCAGUGCUACCACUGUCUGCCUUGAAUUGCAGUGGAAACUUUGAGUGUAGCUCCACUUCCUGCAUCAGCAAGGUCAACCCGGAGUGUGACAGAGCCGCAGACUGUCCCAAUGGGGCUGAUGAAAGAAACUGUGACUGCGGCGUGCGCCCUGCGCUGGGCUCCCAUAGGAUCGUGGGUGGAGUCACAGCUCGGAGGGGAGAGUGGCCUUGGAUCGGGAGUCUUCAGUACCAGAGGCUUCACAGAUGCGGUGCCACGCUCAUUCACAAUAGGUGGUUACUGACUGCAGCGCACUGCUUCAAAAGUGACUCUACUCCCAAUAACUGGGCCGUGAGCCUGGGAUCUGUGCUGCGAUCGGGGGUAGGAGCCCUGGUCGUUCCCAUCCAGAGGGUAAUCAUCCACCCGGCCUUUAAUGGCACCAACAUGGACCACGAUGUGGCUUUGCUGGAGCUGGCCGUCCCAGCCCCGAUGUCUUACACCAUCCAGUCUGUCUGUCUUCCAUCACCAGUACACCGCUUCUUAAAGAGCGCAGAGUGCUACAUCACAGGGUGGGGAUCCAUGAGAGAGGGAGGUUCAUUGACCAACCUGCUACAGAAAGCUGCUGUGAACAUCAUUGACCAGACGGACUGUCAGCAAUCAUACGGUAGCGUUCUGACUUCAAACAUGAUGUGUGCGGGAUUCAUGGCGGGAGGUCGGGACACCUGCUUGGGAGACUCUGGAGGGCCGCUGACGUGUCGUCAGCCCUCCGGUCAGUGGUUUAUCGCUGGAGUAACCAGCUGGGGACACGGAUGCGGCCGAGUCGGUUUCCCGGGAGUUUACACUCGUGUGACGUCUAUCAGGAGCUGGAUAUCCACAUACCUUCCCUUCUGAUGAAGGAAGAACUGUGUCUGCAGAGAACUGAGGUCAUGCUAAACAGCCACACACAAACACUGUGUACACAGCCCUGACCUUUGUGACCCUCCGGUCACGGGUGCUGGCGGUAGUGCUGUGCUUUACCUGAACUGAGGAAACAAUCCUGAUCUGUGCCUUAAACAUUCAUUCACGGAUCAUUUGGAGUAUUUAUUAGUUAUUUAUUGUCAUGGAUGGUAAACACACAGCACGUGGCUUUGUGUAUUUUGUGUGGACAAUAUGGGAUUCAUUUAUGGGUAAAUGUAAGGGUAUUGUGAUCUUUUACU
Messenger RNA from Maylandia zebra (zebra mbuna), 2986 nucleotides. RefSeq names its product transmembrane serine protease 9 (gene tmprss9). Gene Ontology annotation, molecular function: protein binding; serine-type endopeptidase activity. Gene Ontology annotation, biological process: proteolysis. Lineage: Eukaryota; Metazoa; Chordata; Actinopteri; Cichliformes; Cichlidae. The record is from RefSeq and is a predicted model, not a curated record.